CCACAGUGUACACCACAGACGUGUGUGUUUACCUCAGCAGCUGUGGCGUAGUGCGUCUCUCAUACCCCUCACUGCCAUGACCCGCACCACCUCCACUCUCUAGUCUCCUCCUCCUCCUCGACCACAACCAUGGAAGAUCCAGCCAAGAUAACGACCAAGGAUAUCGAAGAGCUUCUCAAGAUCUUCGAGAAGAACACGUACAGGGCGAGGGAAAGUGGUGUGGUGGAGACGGUAAAGGCUUUCUUCAGUUAUAUUUUUUCGCUACCGAAGCAGGUUGUUUCCUGUUCACAGACUGACAAGAUACUUGAUAAAUGUCUUCAUCUAUGGCAGCUAGACUACAAGUGCAUGGUUGUACCCAAUUCUGAAGGAGAGCUGUGCAACAGUUAUCCCAACCGGCUGAUCAUCCCAGAGUGUGAGGUAGUGCCCGAAGGACUUGACCCACCUGGGCUUGUAUGCCCCCUCACUCUCACCUCGCCCUCGCCGCUAAGUCUUGGCUCGCCCUCGAUCAUUCCAGGAGGAAGUGCACCUUCAUUCUCCUCUGUGGUGUCGGGAGGUGCCCGUGCCUCCAUUUCCAUUAAUGGCCAUCCCACAGAGGUGCAGUCUGCAAGGAAAUGUUCCCUACCAGCUGAUGGGAACAAGAGCAUGAUCGCAGGAACGACGGAGGCACAAAGUAAUGGGUCGAAGUUCAGGGAGUCUAUUCUCAAGGCCAAAUUUGCUCGGUGUAGAGCUAGGUUUCCUAUUCCUACUAUCCUGUACAAGGAAAAUUAUAUAUGCAGAUCUGCUACUUUAUCUGGAGGUCCGGAGAUGUAUGGGCGUUCUGGCAUGGAUUAUCUCUUCAACUCUUCUAGCGCCAAUAGAGUGGAUGAUGAUGAUGACGAUGAAAUACCCCAGACUACCAGCGACUGGCAGUUGUUUGACCGUGUAAGAUCUCAGGAUAUAAGACUAUUGAAGGCGUGUAAUGUUGGUGUGAUCGUUGAUCUCAUGGUGGAGAAGAAGAAAGUAAAGUUUGGAGUAUAUGUGACAUCAUCAGAGAAGGUCGACAAGGAGAACAGGUACAGCGAGUUCAGCAUCUUGUCACUGCCAUAUCCUGGUUGCGAGUUCUUCAAAGAUUUUCGUGACCUGGGGUAUAAUGGGGAAGGACUGUACUUCAACUGGAAUCAGCCAUUUGUUGAUGCCCAGUUAGUUAUUCCAGAGAGGCUCAUGUCUGCCAAAGUAACCUCCGAUUGGAAUAAUUAUCGUAAAUGGGAUCUGUUGCGACUAAGCCAGAACUACCUGAAGUUACUUCUAACGUACAUACACGAUGGAUCGAAAGGUAUACUUGUUCACUGUAUAUCUGGAUGGGACCGCACCCCGCUCUUCAUAUCUUUGCUGAGGCUUUCUCUCUGGGCUGAUGGACUCAUUCACUCAUCACUAGAUUGUAAUCAGAUCCUUUAUCUUACUAUUGGAUAUGACUGGAUGGCAUUUGGUCAUGAUCUUCAGGACCGUCUAAACAAGGGUGAAGAAAUUUUUUUCUUCUGCUUCCACUUCCUCAAGUACAUUACUUCAGAUGAUUUCAGUGUUGGAAGGAAGAGACAUAUGUCAAAUGACAGCUCUAGUUCAGAAAAACUAGACUGUGUGAUGCUUGAUGCUGAUGGCUUGAGCUCGGCAGGAUCCUCCAAUUCCCUGAAUUCAUCGUGCUCUUCAAAUCGGUCUUCUCAUCAUGCUCCUCCUGUGUAUUUUAAGGCGGCAAAGAGUGGGGAAAGUUCUGAUAGUUUUAAUUCUCUAACAUGGCCCUAUGGAAGUUUUACUGAGGAAAUUGACUUUGAUGAGAUUUCCCCAAACCCUGGUAGAACGUCGACAACAAAUAGGGGUUCAUUCAAUAGGUCAUCUGCAAGAGAUUCUGAUACAGCAGGGAUCACAAGUGAGGGAAAGUUAUCAGUGCGGCAAGGUACCAUAGCUGGAAGUCAUUCCCGAGUGACUAGUGGAUUGCUUAAAAAUGGUAGUUCAAACACUUCCUUUCUGGAUGCAAGUAAACCACUUUUAUGCUCGCACAGAUCAAGAAAUGGCCAUAGUGACUCCAGUGGUGAUAGUGUUGCUGGGUCAGACCAUGGAUCAUGGGGCAAUGGUUGUCAGGAACCCCCGCGUGCUUCUACUAGUCCCAUGGCUGUGCCUGUUCCCCGUGGCCGCCCGGCACCACGGACAAGACAAGAGUCGGUUAGCUCUAUUGGAAGUUGGCAGUUGAUUUCUGGAACGGGCAGCCUUCGUGGAUCAACGGGGUCAAUUGGUAACCCUGGCUCGGCAAAUUCUCGCAGUUCUCGUACUUCAGUACCAUCAGACCUGCUGGAUUCGGCAACGACCAUAAAAGAGGAGGAGGGGAGCUGCGACUCUGAGCAGAGCAUUAUAGUUUUCAACAGGGCAGAGAGGCUUGAUAAGGUGCGAUCUCUCUUCUAUACUGUCUACGCUUCUAUAAGCUUCCAAGGUGCCAAUGGACGGAACGAGUCUGCUUUAGCAACCCUAGUCUCUAACUUUGCUCAAAAGGUUGGCAUCAAACCAAUGUCUCCUCGAAACACUCAAUGAUGUUACAAGCCAGUUCACUCCUUGGAAACCAUAAUUAAUGCUUUCUCAAGAUCCGACGGCUAAUUUAUAACUGUGCAAACUGGACUCUGCAGUACACGGGCCAGUCUAUUCUACAGGAAGGAAAGCAAAAUGGUGUACAUAAUGCAUUACAUUGGAGCCUGGUUUUUUUCUUAUUGAUGACAUUUAACAUGCAAAUUUGUGGGUAUUGACAAUUUCCUUGUUUUUAUUUUUAAAUGAUUUUUACUAUUAGUCUGUGUAGUGAUGGAAGUAAAAUCAUAAGGUUUUGCUCAAUUAACUGUAAUUUGUAGGGCUAAUAAAAUUUAUUUUACUCUUGAGCAACGAGGGUGAAGAAAUUGAUUUGAUUUUAAUUGUAUUAAUUUUACUUUGAAAUUGUGCAAGCUCUAAAGAGGAGAAACUCUAGCAUAAUACUGCCUACCUACUGUAUUGCCUCGCCUGCAACCAGACUUUUUAUCUUUACAUUAAAGAUUGGAAGAACCUAAAUUGAAUUGUAUUGCUUGUUUAAGAAUACAGUAGUAAGACUCCCAAGUAAUUUAAAAUUACUUGGAAUCAUAUAUUUUAUAUUGGUUUGCUGGUUUUUUUUUUUUUUCUCCCCAUCAAUAUGUUUAGUUAAAUAUUUGACUUGGACUUUUAAAAGAUUACAACAUAAAUUGCGUUUGUAAAUUCGUCGGUGAACUGGGCACUGGAGUAGAUUACAAUGCUUUAUUUCGGUGAAAUAUUUUAAUUUCUCAGACUUGAAAGCGAAAGUGUAGAUUAAGUAAUAAUACUUUUAAGUUCAUUUUAGAAUGAGGUAAUUUCUCUCCAAAAUAGACACCUGUGUAAACGUUUCCAUCUGAAUAAUGUAUUUUACGUUCUUCCAUGUAGUGCAAAAGCUAAAGAUCCAUGCGGUCAUAAUGCUUGUCAAGUGGAAUUGUUCAAAUUAAGAAGUGGGCAAGUUUGCAUUUUGUCAGGCUUGACAACUUUGAUACAUUCCAAAAUUUUGAUAGGCAAUGGUUGCAUGUAAAUGCAAACUUUGUACAAAUGGGAGCAGUGUUGGCUUGUAGUGCAGUUGUUAAGUAUUAAAGUGCUUCACAGCUGGUCUUUGAGGACUUUGACCCUUCAGCUGCAGUUGUACGUUAGUCUUAAACUACACAGGAUUUGCUGGGUUUUUUUUUUUAAAUGGUUAUUUUUACUAAUUUUGUUUAUAAUGACUUUAAAUAAAGUUUGUAAUCAGUUACGGUUGGUUACCAGACUGUAUAUGUAGCACUUUAUCAACAGACGACAGCCUCCCAGUUUGACAUAAUUUGUGCUCAUUGUAGCUGCUGUUUGCGUCCUGGCUCUAAAUUUUAUUUUAAUUCGAUUUUCCAAAAAUUUUUUUUAACAAGCUGAAGUAUUUUUUUCUAUUUUUUUUUUUUUUGAUUAAAAAAAAUCCAUGCAGUAAAUUCUAGUAAAUGUAUUGAGCAGCAUUAAAUAUCUCGAAUGCCUUAUUACAAUAAAUAUUACAUAGUAAGAUUGUGUAAUUUUGAAAGUUGUGACACUGUCUUUUGCCCCUUAGCUGUAUGUAUUAAGGAGGUAAUCUGUUGUAUAUUUAAAAUGUUUAUUUUGCCAAAACCAUUAGAAAGAUGUGAAAAUUACACAAGAAUUUUAUUCAUGUAAUAACCAGUAGGAUUAAGUCCAGAGCUGUGUAUUGCAAGUGCCAGGCAAUGUAACUUUUGAGAAUCUUCUUCAGCAAAUGUCAAGUGAUAUUUUGUAAUUUGUUCAUUAAUAAAGAAUAGUAAUUACCUGGAGACUAGUCUUAAGUUAGAAUGAAAAAUGUCACUUCCCUGGGCAUGAGGAAUGGUGCCCAACCUUUCAGUCUGAUCAAAGUAGACAUUUUCAACCUCGUGGUGAUUCGGCUCUUUGGUUAGCCGUUGAAUGUUUGGAACGAUAAUGCAUGUGUGAGCGUAGAUAUAUUGUGGAUGUUGGUGUGCAUGUUGAUCUAUAAAAAAAAAAUUAAUUUGUGCUAGUCUUUUAAAAGGGUUUUCAGUUGGCAUGUAAUGAAGGUAGCUUUGAAUGGUUCAAUCCCACACUUAGCAUUUCGGGCAGGUCCUUAAUCUAACAUAUCGGGUAAGAUGGAAAAGUUACAAUGUAGCAAAGUUUUAUAUUGACAUAACUAAAAUACCAGUGUAAUCGCCUCUCAAUUUAUAAAGACGUCUUGAGUACUUUUGGAAGUGGGUAGUAAGAUAGUGUUUGAAGCACAAGGUAGGAAAGUGAGCAUGAAAUUAGGUAUGUUUUUGGUACUUUAUCUGCAACUUAUUACUGUACAUUGUUUAAACAAUUGAAAUGUUUUAUGAUUGUUGCAAACAUAUGGAUUGAAAUGGAUAUUUAUUCUUGUAAUGAAUAGUGUACAUAUGUAAUUAUUCAGAUUGUAAAGUACAUCUAAAUAGUUUGUUGUACAAGAACAAACUGUCACAACCUAGUGUAUGGCAUAUGUAAUAUGCAGUGUAUAUAUAUAAUUUUAAUUAUACUUGGGGAAGUGUGGCCUCUGCUAUCUAUUUGGUGCAACUAGUCUGCCAAGCACUGCCACAAUUCGCCGAAUUAUAGUACCCGGUAUUAUUCUCGGAGUUGCUCUUGUAGAUUUGUAUUUUUAGCCCUCGCGAACUGAAUCUAUGGCAGUGUGCAUCUCGGCCACCCAGGAUUGAACUGUAUGCCAUUGUGUGAUUUGUAUAUUUCGACUAGUGACAACUUGUAAAAUUAAAUACUCUUGUAAAUACU
This is a messenger RNA of Procambarus clarkii (red swamp crayfish), 5307 nucleotides long. It is a transcript of the gene EDTP, whose product is annotated as Egg-derived tyrosine phosphatase. Gene Ontology annotation, biological process: dephosphorylation. Gene Ontology annotation, molecular function: phosphatidylinositol-3-phosphate phosphatase activity. The record is from RefSeq and is a predicted model, not a curated record. Lineage: Eukaryota; Metazoa; Arthropoda; Malacostraca; Decapoda; Cambaridae.